CCUAGGUCAUCGGCGCGCCCGCACAGCCCCUCAAACAGCGCGAGACUUCCGCCCGCGCUCCCCCGCGGAGUUAUACGGAAAUCUUGUGAGAUUACUGUGCAAACAGAGUGAUGAUUAUACAGAGAGUGGUAUUGAAUUCCCGACCUGGGAAAAAUGGUAAUCCAGUGGCAGAAAAUUUUCGAAUGGAAGAAAUAAAUUUACCAGAUAAUAUCUGUGAAGGACAAGUAAAAGCCAGAACUCUUUAUCUGUCUGUGGAUCCUUACAUGCGUUGUAGAAUGAAUGAGGACACUGGCUCUGAUUAUAUAACACCUUGGCAGCUGUCUCAAGUGACCGAUGGUGGAGGUAUUGGGAUUAUAGAAAAAAGCAAACACAAAAACUUUACGAAAGGCGAUUUUGUGACCUCUUUCUAUUGGCCCUGGCAAACCAAGGUCAUUCUGGAUGGAAAUAUUCUUGAAAAGGUAGACCCAAAGCUUGUGGAUGGACACCUUUCAUACUUUCUUGGAGCUAUAGGUAUGCCUGGUCUGACUUCCUUGAUUGGAAUACAGGAAAAAGGUCACAUAACUGCUGGAUCUAAUCAGACAAUGGUCGUAAGUGGAGCUGCUGGUGCUUGUGGGUCCUUGGCUGGGCAGAUUGGCCAUUUGCUGGGCUGUUCCAGAGUGGUGGGAAUUUGUGGAACACAAGAAAAGUGCCUCUUUUUGACAUCAGAACUGGGCUUUGAUGCUGCAGUUAAUUACAAAAAAGGAAACGUGUCGGAACAGCUUCGUGAAUUAUGCCCAGCUGGAGUAGAUGUUUACUUUGACAAUGUUGGUGGUGACAUCAGUGAUACAGUGAUAAGUCAGAUGAAUCAAAACAGUCACAUCAUCCUCUGUGGUCAAAUUUCUCAGUACAACAAAGAUGUGCCUUAUCCUCCUCCACUACCCCCUGCUGUGGAGGCAAUCCAGAAGGAAAGGAACAUCACAAGAGAAAGAUUUCUGGUUUUAAACUAUAAGGACAAAUUUGAACCUGGAAUUUUACAAUUGAGUCAGUGGUUUAAAGAUGGAAAGCUAAAGAUCAAAGAGACUGUGAUAAAUGGACUGGAAAACAUGGGUGCUGCAUUCCAGUCCAUGAUGACAGGAGGUAACACUGGAAAGCAAAUAGUUUGCAUUUCAGAAGACACCUCUUUGUGAUCUUGGUAAAAGUCCUCAUUAAGGAUAUAAAUUUCUUUUUUUUCCACAAAAAUUUUCAAGAUACAUUUAAAAAACCUUAAAGAUAACCUUUGAUUUAGAUGUGAUCAUUGGUAAUAUUUUCUUAGCUAUUUAACAAUUCUUUCUUAUAUAUUCAGCAUGUGUACUUUAUAUCCAACAUAUUAUUUACAAUAAUAGAUUUAAGUCAGCAUGUUUUCCUUCUUUUUGCUAAAAUGAAUAUUACUUAUAUUUUAUAAUAGCUCGUCACACUGGAGAGUUGAUAUACCUAUUAAUAGAUCUAAUAGAUCAUACAACAUUUAUGAAAACUAAAAUCUUUUAUUGAAAAUAGAAAGGUACUUAGUUAACAUUUGUUGGACUGGAAAUGUCUUACAUAAUUCCUGAAUUGAAACCUGGUAAAAGGAUAGAAUUGGGUUGCCUUUUCAUACUAUAAAUAGAAGAGACACUUAAUGCAGGUUACAUGUGUAGGAAUUUGGGGGAAUUUAGCAUUUCUAGAACAGUUCUUGGGGAUAGGGCAGAGGUUUUGUCGUUGUGAGUAGUAUGAGAAAAUAACUGAGGUUGGUAAGGUUACUAGAGAGACUAGAUUUCCUACAGAAGAUGACUGAUUUUGCCUGAUAGUUUACUGUAUAGCCUAAAAAACACUCAUAUUGAAAACGUAUGUUUUAGAUUAACAGGCACAAACUGUCAAAUAGUUGUAAAGAUUUCAAGGUGUACACACUUGGAGUUUUAGGUGAUUGAAAAGAUGCAGACAGCAAAGAUAGCUUCAGAAAGAAAACUGGACAAAUAAAGAAAUGGUUGUAAAAAUGAAUAAUCUAGCUUGUACCUCUGAAGAGUUUAAUUCAUUGUAAUUAACCCUUUAAAACAAUAAAAAUGAUAUUU
Condylura cristata (star-nosed mole) is the source of this 2060-nucleotide messenger RNA. RefSeq names its product prostaglandin reductase 2 (gene PTGR2). The record is from RefSeq and is a predicted model, not a curated record. Bases 111 to 1166 code for a protein of 351 amino acids. Gene Ontology annotation, molecular function: 15-oxoprostaglandin 13-reductase [NAD(P)+] activity. Gene Ontology annotation, biological process: prostaglandin metabolic process. NCBI's taxonomy places the organism in Eukaryota, Metazoa, Chordata, Mammalia, Eulipotyphla, Talpidae. The transcript is spliced from 10 exons.